CACUCUCACCUCUCACCUCCCACCUCCCACCUCCCACCUCCGCCCCUCCCCUUCUUUCCUCUUCCCCAACAAUCAACGUCAAUACUCUUCUCUUUCUUUCGUCCUCUUCUGCUCUCUCUUUUGCUCCUUUUUCUGCGAUUUUUCGCUAAGUUUUGCAAUGGCUUCUUUGAUACCUAACCUUGAACACAGCCCCGACACGUCGCCGGAGUUUAAACGCAAGAAACGGAGGAAAACGGACGAAACGCCAGGUCCUUUCGAUAGGAACCAAGGCAGCCAGAGAAUCAAGCGAUGGAGAACCGAGAGGGAGCAGCAGAUCUACUCCUCCAAGCUCAUCGAAGCUCUCCGUCGUUCUCGUCGGACCUCCUCUUCGGCUCCCGCAAAGGAAGUUCGCGAAACGGCGGACAGAGUUCUCGCGGUAUCGGCCAAGGGAACAACGCGUUGGAGCAGAGCGAUUCUCGCCAGUCGGCUUGGUGUUGGCUCCAAGACGAUGAGGAAACAUAAGAGAGCGAAGGUCACGGCCAAUAGGAGGUUGAGGAAGCCGGAGAUUAACGGAGAGAAGAGAAAAUUACCCGCUGUCGAGAGGAAGUUGAAGGUUCUGGGACGGCUUGUUCCCGGUUGCCGGAAAGUAUCGUUCUCAAACCUCCUAGAAGAAACUAGUGAUUACAUAGCGGCUUUAGAGAUGCAAGUUCGAGCCAUGACCACUAUUACCGCGCUUCUCGCCGGCGGUGGAACGCAGCCGCCUACUGAUCGGCUUGGCUCUCAUAUCAACUCGUAAAAAAAAUCGCGACAAGGUGUUUAUUAUUAUUUUGUUUUUUAGUGAGAUUUUUAAAUUCGUGUAUUUUAUUGUAUACAUGACUUUUUCUUCUUUUGAGCUCCACUUGCUCUUUUUUUUCUUUUUUUUUUUAAAAAAUUUCUUAGGCUUUUUUGGGUUUGUUAAGCAUCAAUUAAUUAAAUAUUAUCAGUUAAUCAAUCAA
Messenger RNA from Theobroma umbraticum, 974 nucleotides. Its product is annotated as basic helix-loop-helix (bHLH) DNA-binding superfamily protein. The record is from RefSeq and is a predicted model, not a curated record. Gene Ontology annotation, molecular function: protein dimerization activity. Gene Ontology annotation, biological process: regulation of DNA-templated transcription. NCBI's taxonomy places the organism in Eukaryota, Viridiplantae, Streptophyta, Magnoliopsida, Malvales, Malvaceae.